This is a messenger RNA of Callorhinus ursinus (northern fur seal), 3178 nucleotides long. It is a transcript of the gene VPS4B, whose product is annotated as vacuolar protein sorting 4 homolog B. Gene Ontology annotation, biological process: vacuole organization; endosomal transport. The record is from RefSeq and is a predicted model, not a curated record. Lineage: Eukaryota; Metazoa; Chordata; Mammalia; Carnivora; Otariidae. Gene Ontology annotation, molecular function: ATP binding; ATP hydrolysis activity.
GAGGCGGGGCGAGAGCCCGGAGGGGGCUUAGGAUUGCGGAAGUUUUGUGAGAAGGGUCGGGCGGCUCUUGGAGCGCCGUUCGUUUUUGGAAGUUCCAGAGAGGAACCUGCUGCUCGGGUCCGAGAGCCACCGGCCUGCACACGUUUGGGGGCAACACCCGGCGCGAUUCGACGUUGCCGCUGUUGGCUUCCUCUGCCCUCGUUCCUCCCCAGAGAAUCGCCUCGGAUCUCCGCCAUGACAUCCACCUCGUCCAACCUCCAGAAAGAGAGAGCACGAGCAGGAGGGGCAGAGGGAGAGAGAGAAUCCCAAGCAGACUCCGCUGAGCGUGGGGCACAACGCAGGGCCCAGUCCCAUGACCCUGAGAUCAUGAGCCGAGCCAAAAGCAAGAGUCGGAUGCCCGACCGACUGCACCACCCUGUCACCUCACCACUUAUUGAAGAGACUGUCCUUUUCUCUUUGGAUAUCCUUGGCUCCUGUGUGAAAGCAAUAGAUCUUGCUGGCAAAGCAGCCCAGGAAGACAAAGCUGGGAACUAUGAGGAAGCUCUUCAACUCUACCAACACGCUGUUCAGUAUUUUCUUCAUAUAGUUAAAUAUGAAGCGCAGGGUGAUAAAGCCAAGCAAAGUAUCAGGGCAAAGUGUACAGAAUAUCUUGAUAGAGCAGAAAAACUAAAGGAGUACCUGAAAAAGAAAGAGAAAAAUCCACAGAAGCCAGUGAAAGAGGGACAGCCAAGUCCAGCUGACGAGAAGGGGAAUGACAGUGAUGGGGAAGGAGAAUCUGAUGAUCCUGAAAAAAAGAAACUACAGAAUCAACUUCAAGGUGCCAUUGUUAUAGAGCGACCAAAUGUGAAAUGGAGUGAUGUUGCUGGUCUCGAAGGAGCUAAAGAAGCACUUAAAGAGGCUGUGAUAUUGCCUAUUAAAUUCCCUCAUCUUUUUACAGGCAAGAGAACGCCUUGGAGAGGAAUUCUGUUAUUUGGGCCGCCUGGAACAGGAAAGUCCUAUUUAGCCAAAGCUGUAGCAACAGAAGCAAACAACUCCACGUUUUUCUCAAUAUCUUCCUCUGACCUUGUCUCAAAGUGGCUAGGUGAAAGUGAAAAGCUAGUUAAGAACUUAUUCCAACUUGCUAGAGAGAAUAAACCUUCCAUUAUCUUCAUUGAUGAAAUUGAUUCUCUCUGCGGCUCAAGGAGUGAAAAUGAAAGCGAGGCUGCCCGUAGAAUUAAGACGGAGUUCCUAGUUCAAAUGCAAGGCGUUGGUAUAGACAAUGAUGGAAUUUUGGUUCUGGGAGCUACAAAUAUACCCUGGGUUCUGGAUUCUGCCAUUAGAAGAAGAUUUGAGAAACGAAUUUAUAUUCCUUUGCCUGAGGCCCAUGCCCGAGCAGCGAUGUUUAAACUGCACUUGGGGACCACUCAGAACAGUCUCACAGAAACAGACUUCCGAGAACUUGGGAAGAAAACAGACGGUUAUUCGGGGGCAGACAUAAGUGUCAUUGUGCGUGAUGCGCUUAUGCAACCUGUUAGAAAAGUGCAGUCAGCUACUCAUUUUAAAAAGGUGCGAGGACCCUCACGAGAUGAUCCCAACAAAAUAAUAGAUGACCUGCUAACACCCUGUUCUCCCGGUGACCCUGGUGCCAUUGAAAUGACAUGGAUGGAGGUUCCUGGGGAUAAACUUUUGGAGCCAGUUGUUUGCAUGUCGGAUAUGUUACGGUCACUAUCUAACACAAAACCCACAGUCAACGAACAUGACUUGUUGAAAUUAAAGAAGUUUACAGAAGAUUUUGGCCAAGAAGGCUAAACCAAAGACAACGAGGAAGACAUUUACCAUGUGUGUUCUUUAUUUCGUAGGUCCUUUUGCCUUUCUUGGAUGGCAUUCAGAUUAUUUCCAGUAAAACUCUUUUACCACAGGGAAAUACAGAUCUCACUCCAGAGUUCCUUUAAUUUUAUAUGUAUUUUUGCUCCAUUACCAGUUAAAUGCUCCUGUUAACAAAAAUUAUAAAAUAAUGGAUAAUAAGGAAAUGAGUGUUAUAUGAAUGGCAAAAAAUAGGAAUUACCCAGUUAGGAAGAGGAUGAACAUUGAUUGAGAUACCAAUAUUUAGAAUUGGUGGUAUUUGCAAAGAGCAUUUCUUUUUUUCUUUUUCUUUUUUUUUCUUUUUUACCAAAAUGAAAUAGGGCUUACUUUAUAUUUUGAAAAACAGUUCUUAAGCAUAAUUCUCAUCAAUGUAAAAUUUAUUUACUUUAUUAAAAAAUUUUAAAUAAUAGAAUAUUCUCAGGGAUGGGCAAUAAAACAGCAAAGAGCACUGUGAUUGGGCUUGAAAGAUUCUGAAUUGUGUUCUAGCCAAGUCUCAUUGAUUUUUGAUAGGCUAACAUUUUUCUUUGUGUAGAUAUCAGUAAUUUUCUUUAAAAGCAGCAAACUUCUAUAUUUAAUUAAAUAAUACCUUUCACUGUGCAGUCUCAAAAGAAAGACUUUCUAAAUUGGUAUUGUCUUCAUCUUGAAGAAGAAAAUUGUCUAUUUCAGUAUCUUUUUGUAGGAAGAUUGACCAAAACAGAUGGCAAAUAAAUACAUACUUUUUAAAUAAUUCUGUCAUGAAAUACUAUAAUGGGAACUUUUGCUAAAAGGAAUGGCCUCCCUUUGAAUUAUGGGAAGUUUCUUGUGGGGGUGUGUGUGUACAUAUAUAUAUAUAUAUAAUUUUUUUUUUUUUUUUAAAUAUAGGCUACCAAGGGUCUUGUCUUUUACCUUUUAAGUCCAGGGAACAGUUUGUCCUUGCCACACAUAUGUUAUCAAGUGUAACGCUUGUGAAGCUUUAGAAAUGAGCUAAUGUCUCCUUAAAUAAUAAAAUACAAACAUGAUUAUGUUAUUUUAAUAUCUCCAAAUAAAUCUGAAGGUGUAUGUUACACACUUUAGCAUCAACACUAAGUUGUGCCUUGUGCGUUUGCAUUGGUUAUAUAUGCAAAAGGAUGAUUAAGUUAGCUGGAAUGAGGUUGGUUCCUUAAUGACUAUAAAAUUCUUCCUUGCAAAUACUAUAGAAUAACUUGCAUUUUAAAGUAUAUUUGCACAUUUUAUGUAUAAUGCUCUGUCGUUGCCUUUGGAUUUUCUGUACGGAUUGUUUUUGUUGAUACUAAAUGGAAAUCAUAGGCCUGAAAUACGCUGUUCUUAUGUGAAGUAAAUUGAUAUAACCUACUAUUGG